CUCUGCAUUUCUGCAGUUAAUUCUAUCAUUCAGUCACGACCAGUUCUUGACUGGAAGUGGUAAUUUAUAAAAACAAAUUUUAAACAGUAUCAGAAGUUCGUCUCACAUUAAAAUUAUGUACUAUCUUUAAGUCUGUUUUCGGUUCAAACAGAAUUAAACGGCUUCGACGACCGCUUACUGUAUUUUGACUUUUAAGUGAUGGAAUAAAUACAUGUCUUUGACAGGCAUGGAAAACAGAGGUUUUAGUGUUUGUGUGUGUAUUUUAGUAAUAGGUUUCGUAAAUAGCCAUAUUUUAGAGAAUUUCAAUAGAGAAGAUAUCAAUACAACGGCAAGAUGGAAGCGACAAAGCCAAAGUUACAAAUGCACCCUCCCCAAGCAUCCCGACAACGGUCGAUGGUUGAUCAUCAACGGCGAUGGCAAACCAGGUGACCAAAUAGAUAUUAACACAAUUUUGAAAAUAGAAUGUUUAGAUGGAUAUAGAUUGAAUCCAAUAAUACCUUUUGUGGCCUGCGACGUCGGCUUCGAUCCAAACAAAUUUCCUAAAUGUGAAAAAAAGUGUCCAUCAUUUUACUCAACGGCAACUACAACUCUAAAGUGUGUAGACAGAGAUGGAAACAAAAUUGGCUGCGAUCAAGCCAUCGAUGGUACAUACUUAACCUUCGACUGUAUCGCAUAUUACGAAGUACCACCAGGAAACAAAAGAAGCUUAUUUUGCAGAGCAGGUACUUGGGAUUUUCCAAAACCAGUUUGCCAACCAGUAUGUGGGAAAAAAGUCAAUAAUGAAACGAUCGCACUCUCAUACGGUGGCAAAGAAGUCAAAGAUUUAGAAUACCCUUGGGUAAUAGCAAUUUACAGAAAACAAGGAGGAUCGUAUCAAAAUAUUUGUGGUGGUACUCUAGUAAGCAGACGGAUAGUUCUCACUGCUGCACAUUGUGUUACGAAUGAUUAUGGUGUCGCCCAACCAAAGGAACUGUUUGAGGUUGCAGCUGGCAAAUAUUAUAAUGCUUAUGGAGAUCCACGUGAUCAAUGGGUCCAAUAUCGAAAGAUUUCCAAACUGAUAGUAAAAGACGGAUACAGAGGAGAAAGUCAACGUUAUGCUGCGGAUAUUGCUGUAAUUGUUUUAGAAAAGCUGUUUCGUCUGGGACCAGUCGUCCAACCUGUUUGCAUUAACAAUCUUCAGAACAUUUACUUGAAAAACAGGCAAAUGGGAGAAGUAGCCGGAUGGGGCAUAACCGAGAAGAACCAAGUAGCAGACCGUUUGAGAGUCAUCAAAAUUCCGUACAAAGAGAAAAGUACUUGCAGCCAAGAGCUGCCGGCUGAAUGGGAGGAGAAGUACAAUUUUUUGGACAAAAUAUGUGCUGGUUACUACAAGCGGAACAUUAGCGUGUGCAAAGGAGACAGUGGUAGCGGGCUAGUGUUUGUAAAUAGCGAAGACAGCAGAUAUUACAUACAUGGAAUAGUCAGUAUAGCUCCAAAUUUGUUUAAUUUGCAAUGUAAUUAUGAGACGAACGCGUUGUACACCAGUAUAGCAUUUUAUUAUAGUUUUAUUGACGUAGAAAUACAAAAACAUUACGUCGAAGACUGCAAACUACCAGCUCAUCCAGAAAAUGGGAAAUGGUCAUUAGAAAAUGAUGCAGAAAAAUACCCCGGAGAAAUAGUUCCAUCCACCUCUAUAUUGAAAUUUUCCUGUCAUAGGGGAUACAAACUAUCGUCUGCUAGUCAAUAUUAUGAAUGUGAAAAUACUUAUAAUGCUCCAACAUGCAAAUUGCUAUGCCCAAAACUUGAUUUUCCAAAGAAGACCAUUACCAGUUGCAAAAACAGCAGGGAACAAGUUAUCGACUGCGCAGACGCCUCGGACGGUUCUAGCGUCACAUAUGUGUGCCCAGCAGGAUUCGAAACUGACAGAGGAACCUCAACCAGCACCAGAUAUUGCAUAAAUGGCUCGUACGGCAAACCCAAGCCUGAUUGUUUAAUCACAGGGAGCGGAGGAAAAAAUACUACUACUGAAACAUCACCUGGUAGCUCUGUUUAUGCUUUAGAUGGUCAAAAGGUUAUUUGCACUUAUGCCAGUUGGUGGGCGUACGAAGGAAUUUUACCUGAAGACUUAGAUCCUAUGCUUUGCACUCAUGUGGUGUAUGAAUUUAUUGGUCUUUGGGAUAAGGGCGAUGUACGUGUUCAAGAUGAUGGGCUUGACUUAGACCAGGAACAGAGAGGUUUAUAUAAUAGAAUCACAGAUAUGAAGAAGAAGAAUAAAGACUUAAAAGUAUUGUUAAGCGUUGGAGGCACUCUAGCAACUAAUUCAACUCUUUUUCGAAGGGUUGCCGGCCAUGCCGCAAAAACAGGAGCAUUCUUAGGAAGUGCAGGAUAUUUUUUGAAAACUUACCAUUUCGAUGGUAUAGAUAUCGACUGGCAAUAUCCAGAAGAAUCCGAUAUGAAAACCUAUAUAGACUUCUUGAAAAUUGUCAAAGAUGAAUUUGACAGAAAUGGUUGGUUACUCAGCGCCACUGUACGACCAUAUUUAGAAGGAACUGGAUAUAAUGUCACAGCCAUGAAUAGAAUUUUGGAUUGGGUAACAAUAAGAUCCUUCGAUUUUUUCGGAGGAGAAUGGAGCAAUUCCACGGGAAUACACAACGCUCUGUACGCUUCUUCCAAAGACGAUUUUUGGCAAAAACGACAUUCGAACAUGGACUCUGUCGCUAAAACUUGGAUUCAUGCUGGUUUGAGUAAGGAGAAACUCGUUUUGAGCAUCGCUUUCUAUGGAAGAAGUUUUACUUUAAAAGAUCCUAAAGAACAUGGACUUCACGCACCCAUUACUGGACCUGGGCCUGGCGUAGAUGGGGGAUUCGUCAGAUAUUACGAGCUCUGUUCGACAUAUAAAAACAAUUAUACCGAAGAAUGGGACGAUGAAACAAAAGCCGUUUACAAAUACAAUGACAGUUUUUGGAUUGGAUUUAAUACCAAAGAUGCAGUUUGGACUAGGGGAGACUAUAUAAAGAAAAACGGUUACGCUGGUGUAAAUGUUUUUCCAUGGGACGGCGACGACAAUAAAGGAAUCUGCGGAAUGAAACACAUUUUACUGAAACACGUACACGGAGGUAUGGGUCACCCGGUGGAUUGGGACCACUAAACAACCCGUCAAAUAAUCAAUCGUGAGAAAGAACUAAUCUAAAACUAUCUCACGAAAUUCUGUCGAGACUGUGUUAUUUUUAUACUCAUUCAUUAAUAUAUUAUACAAGACAUUUUUGAUAAAUAAAUGUAUUUAGGUAUAAUUA
Molecule: messenger RNA, 3272 nt
Organism: Psylliodes chrysocephalus
Lineage: Eukaryota; Metazoa; Arthropoda; Insecta; Coleoptera; Chrysomelidae
Source: the annotation of a GenBank genome assembly